CCGCCCCCCGGGGCCGUCACAGCCGCGCCCGCGCCGCGGUGACGUAGUCGGAGCGCGCCUCGCCGCUGCGGUUUAAGGAGCGACUUGGCGAAGCCAUGUGCGAGGUGGACGAGGACUACGGGGAGCCCUCGGCCGAGGGACUGCAGCCUUCACGGCCCGGCCGUGAGCAGAAGUGUGUGAAGUGCAAGGAAGGCCUGCCUGUCGUGGUGAUCCGAGCAGGAGAUGCCUUCUGCAGGGACUGUUUCAAGGCGUUUUACACGCACAAGUUCAGAGCCGUGCUCGGGAAGAACCGGCUGAUCUUCCCAGGAGAGAAGGUGCUCCUGGCGUGGUCUGGGGGGCCUUCGUCCAGCUCCAUGGUCUGGCAGGUCCUUGAGGGCCUGAGUCGAGAUUCUGCCAAGAGACUGCGUUUCGUGCCAGGGGUCAUCUAUGUUGACGAGGGAGCAGCCUGUGGCCAGAGCGCCGCGGACAGAGCGAAAACCCUGGCAGAGGUGAAGCUGGUCCUGCAUGCCCUCGGCUUCCCGUGGCACGUUGUUGCCUUGGAAGAGGUGUUCGGCCUUCCGCCGUCGGUGCUGCGUCGCUGUGCCCCGGAGCCGGCGGGGACCGGGGCGGCCUACAAGGUGGCCGUGGACCACUUCCUGCAGCAGCAGUGUGCCCUCGGGGCCGAGAGGGAGGAGCAGCUGAGCCACCCCUGCCCCAGGGACCCCGAGCCCCCAGCUGCACCGCCCACAGCGACCCAGACCGAGGCUUUGUGCAGACUCUUCGACUCGGUGAAGACGCUGACGGCCAGGGAGGAGCUUCUGCAGACGCUGCGGACCCACUUGGUGCUCCAUGUGGCCCGGACCCACGGCUACUCCAAAGUGAUGACAGGCGACAGCUGCACACGCCUGGCCGUCAGGCUCCUGACCAGCCUGGCGCUGGGGAGAGGGGCCUUCCUCGCCUGGGACACGGGCUUCUCGGACGAGCGGCACGGCGACGUGGUGGUGGUGCGGCCCAUGCGUGAGCACACGCUCAAGGAAGUCGCCUUCUACAACCGGCUGUUCGCCGUCCCCUCCGUCUUCACGCCAGCCAUCGACACCAAGGCCCCUGAAAAGGCCAGCAUCCACCGGCUGAUGGAGGCCUUCCUGCUCAGGCUGCAGGCGCGGUUCCCCUCCACCGUCAGCACCGUGUACAGGACCAGCGAGAAGCUGCUCAAGGCCCCCAGGGACGGCUUCGCUGCCGGCCCCCCGGGGCCCCGCUGCCUGCUCUGUAUGUGCGCUCUGGACGUGGACACGGCUGACAGUGCCACAGCUUUUGGGGCACAGACCACCUCACACGUCUCUCCAACACAGCCCCCCGUCCCAGAGGCCGGGGCGGCUGGCGGGCCCUGCUGCUGUGCACAGAUGGGCAGGGCCCAGGGCUGCUGCAGGGAAGCCGUCCGGGCCUGCGUCAUCGAGCAGCUGUGCUACGGCUGCCGAGUGAACCUCAAGGACAUGCCUUCCCUGGACCCUCUGCCGCCCUACAUCCUGGCCGAGGCCCAGCUCCGCAGCCAGAGGCCCAGCGCGGAGCAGGAGGCCCGGGCGUCUCUGCUGGGGAGCGAUGAGGAGGCCCAGGUGGGCGAGAGCUGAGCCCACAGGAAGGCAAGAACCGGCAGCGGGCAGGGUCUCCCGUGUGUAUAAAUAAAACAUUUAAUUAGAAAA
Molecule: messenger RNA, 1676 nt
Organism: Phacochoerus africanus (Common warthog)
Lineage: Eukaryota; Metazoa; Chordata; Mammalia; Artiodactyla; Suidae
Gene: CTU2
Product: cytosolic thiouridylase subunit 2
Exons: 15
Coding region: 96-1604 (502 amino acids)
Biological process (GO): tRNA wobble position uridine thiolation
Cellular component (GO): cytosol
Molecular function (GO): tRNA binding; sulfurtransferase activity
Source: RefSeq, a predicted model, not a curated record